AUGAGUAGCUUUGCUCUCAAGCGGGCCGUGAUGCGGAGUGUCUGCUGGCAGGACGGGGCCGAACGUGCGGAUGGGCAAGGCGCAAAGGUGCGUCAACCCGCCCCUCUGAGCUUGAACCAGGCUGGUUCGCGCGAGGAGGGCGAGUGCAGGGCGGUGUCAUGUGCCGAGUGCGCUGAAUCUCGGUUCGGGACGAGGGCAAGUCGCCCCCAUUUCCUCAGUCCGGGCCAGGCUUUCCUUCCGAGUCGUUUGCGCAAGGUCACCAAAGACGGAGGCUUGAGCGUGUGGGUUCCAGGAGCCCACAGGAGCCCGACAAGAAGGACCGUCAGCCCACCUCCGCGCACGCUGACACCCCUGUCGAGCUGCGAUCGCCAUGGCAAGGUGGGCACGAGAGAUGUCGAGUUGAGCUGCGAGCGCUGCGCCAGCAUUUUCCUCGAGGAAAGCACGGUGCCGCCCAGGUCUGAACUGGCAAAGCGACGCUCAGUGCCAGCCUAUUCUCGUCGACCACCAAUACCCACAAGCACGGCUACGACUGCCACAGCUGGUCCCCCAGAACUCCCUAGAAAACAGCGCACCACCCCCAGCCGCCCCGAGGACAACAUCACACAAUGGCAGAACCGAUUUUGGAGGGGCCCCACAAGGCUUUACAUCUGGGCUUUCUGCUCCCCACAGACAACCCGCCAGGUUGACUUCGGCACGUUCGAGACCAGCUGGGGCGCCUUCCAGAGCUCCAAGACCCUCGGGCAGCCGCUCGGCGACUGCGUGUUCGGCUGCAUUCACGCCGACUCCCGCUGUCACCACAAGAAAGACAUGUUGGAAAAGCUGCUUGGGUACAGCCGUGGUGGCCCCUCGGCCGGGGGUUUCAUGGAGAUACGCGACUCCGGGAUGGCUCUCACCGUCAUCACCCGCGGCCCGAAAGAGCCCUCGUCGGAUUACAUCCGCGGCAUGGUCACCAUGGUCAACUUUGCCUUCUUCGACUCGCUGCUGCUUCCCAUGUUCAUUACCCUCCCCGUGAUGCAGGGCCCCGGCUCGAUCAGAAUCGCCAUGAUCAUGAUGCUUUGCCUCGUCGUCGCCACCAGCUUCGUCGUACAGCUCUUCAUGUGCCGCCAGGUGGCCUUCUACCGCCUGAUCCUCGUCCUCGGCGUGAGUCUGAGCGUGCGGUACUGGUACACGACCCAGUUGUGUGGCUCUGGUUUGCUGGCAAAACUGUGCCCCCAAUGCCUCACACAGGCCACGACCUGA
Diaporthe batatas is the source of this 1239-nucleotide messenger RNA. RefSeq lists its product as uncharacterized. The transcript is spliced from 3 exons. The record is from RefSeq and is a predicted model, not a curated record. NCBI's taxonomy places the organism in Eukaryota, Fungi, Ascomycota, Sordariomycetes, Diaporthales, Diaporthaceae. The coding region runs from base 1 to 1239 and encodes 412 amino acids.